AUGGCCGCGUUGUCCCUACACAACGCGAUCUUCUCGCCAACAACCCACGACGGGCCGUCCCUGAGCCCGUCCGCGAGCAACUCGGAGAAUUCGCACCACGACCGCGCGCGCUCGGGGAGCACGCCGACUUUGACGCCGAGCGCGGGCGAGUAUGCGCACCCUACAGAGCCCCUUCUGCGCGCAGAGACGGGCGAGGCGCUUGCCUACCUCGAGCUCCUGUCCAGGCAGCCGAAGCACCCUGACGCGCCGCCCGAGGCGUGGGACAAGGCGCUCUCUUUGCAGGGCGAUCCGGCGAGCCCUGGCGACCGCAAAGUUUUCUGGGAAAGCGCGGCGCGGCGGCGCUUGCGACGGUUCAGGUGGAUAAAGCUUGCGCUUGAGGCGAUCGUUGCCGUAUGGAGCGUCUACAGUGCUGUUCGGUAUUUCAUGGCAUUCUCGCACUACUGGGGGACGGUGCCUCGAGCGCUCACGGCUGCAAUGGGCGCGUGCGCGACGGUCUCCGCGGCGCUCAUCAUGCUGAACAUGAGCCUAUGUGUCGCCAUGCCAAGCUUGCUGGUGCCUACGGUCUCCUGGAAGGGUUUACUCCGGCUAGAGAACGUCGCUGCAUACACGGGGUCCCUUCUCUUUGCCAUCCCAACUAUCGUGAACGUCGCGCUCGUCAACGUCUGGCAUAAUUCGCCCGAUAUCGAUGUCAGUCUCUCCUUUCGCUGCCAUCUCGAUGUCGACAUUCUCUGGGCGACGGGCGGGUCCUGCGAACCGCCAACUUGGGAAGCAUACCUUGGUCUUGCCGUAAUGCGGUUGGUUCUGAGCUUUGCCAUAGUGGGCAUAUACCUCAGAGUCGUCUACAAGUUUCAAACGAUCCGGCGACCUGCACUCACCCUCAGCAAUCUCAAAGGUCAACCGAACGCGGCACACAUGACUCAGUCGACGGUUUCGACUCCCUUCACUGACCUGCCAACCCCGCGGCGACGCGACAGACGCUCGCAUGGAUCACAUGGAAAAGCGGCGUCUUCUGCGAAGAGCGCUACGGAUCGAGGACCUUCGCAUCGUCACUCCGCGACAUCCCUCUCAACGGGCGAGAACUCACCCUCUGAGGAAGACUCUGACGAGGUAGUGACCCCGCGCGCAUCCCACAACGACACCGACCAAGAGCUUCGAGUCUUCGCCGAACGCUUCCGCACGCUCAUGGCCGAGAUAUCCGAGGAAGCUGACGAUGCGGUGGCCUAUGCGCGCCCGGACUCUGCACUCGGGUACAACAGCGAGAUGCACGCGGACGAGCACUCGCCUACGGACAGCGAGUUCCUACACGGUCGCAACGGCGAAUUCGAUCCAUACGUCUUCGACGCCAGCUACCAGCCGCACCCGCUACAGGGCGGGACGCCGUUCAUCGGGCGCGACGAGUUCGGGCGGCCGUACCCACCCGACGGUCUGGUGCGGGUGCUGAACGGCUACGUGCGCCGGAUGCCGACCAUCGAGAGCCUGGGGUCGCGUGAGUGUGGGUGGAGCCGGCCCGCGACGCGGACAACGAUGUUCAGCAUGCAGACGGGCGGCAGCGAAGGUGGGCGGAGCCGCGCGAACAGCCUGAACGCGCUAGCGAUGACGCCGACGAGCGAGGCGGGAGGUGGGCUCGAGGCGGCGCUGGCCGAGGACGGGCGGCAAAGUCGAGGCGCGGAGUCGAGCACAAGCCGGGCGGACAGUAUGGGGCGGGCGAGUGGCAGGACGGGCGGAACGCAUCCGUCGGCGUCGUCGAGGAGUACGAACUCGUUCUUCUCGGCCACGGGCGAAGAGCUCAUGUCGAGUCCGACGAGCACAGAGACACACAUGCCACCACCUCGCACGCCGCCGGAGAGCUGA
Schizophyllum commune H4-8 is the source of this 1851-nucleotide messenger RNA. RefSeq lists its product as uncharacterized. The transcript is spliced from 3 exons. NCBI's taxonomy places the organism in Eukaryota, Fungi, Basidiomycota, Agaricomycetes, Agaricales, Schizophyllaceae. The coding region runs from base 1 to 1851 and encodes 616 amino acids. The record is from RefSeq and is a predicted model, not a curated record.